CACGCACCCUCAGCCCCUUCCCCGCCCUUUCUCUUCCCGGUUUCCAUCUCAGCCCGUGGGUCUCAGCUCGUGGCUGCUUCCGGUUGGAGCGCGGUGCAGGGCUUGCCGGUGUCAGCUCCCCGGUCAUGUCCUACGGUCCCUUAGACAUGUAUCGGAACCCGGGGCCUUCGGGGCCCCAGCUCCGGGAUUUCAACAGCAUCAUCCAGACAUGCAAAGGGAACAUCCAGCGAAUCAGCCAAGACACUGCUCAGAUAAAGAAUUUGAUGAGCCAACUAGGAACUGUGCAGGACUCAAGCACAAAUCAGGAAAAUCUGCAAGAGUUACAACACUCCACAAAUCAGCUCGCCAAGGAAACAAAUGAAUUGCUGAAGGAAUUAAGAUCCUUGCCCCUUCCCUUGUCUACUUCCGAGCAGCGUCAGCAGAAGCUUCAGAAGGAACGUCUCAUGAAUGACUUCUCUACGGCCUUGAACAACUUCCAGGCUGUGCAGAGAAGGGUAUCUGAAAAGGAAAAAGAGAGUAUUGCCAGAGCAAGAGCUGGAUCGCGACUUUCUGCGGAAGACAGGCAGAGGGAGGAACAGCUCGUCUCAUUUGACAGCCAUGAGGACUGGAACCAGAUGCAGAGCCAGGAAGACGAAGCAGCCAUCACUGAACAGGAUCUGGAACUUAUUAAAGAGAGGGAAACAGCGAUCCGGCAGCUGGAGGCUGACAUUUUGGAUGUCAAUCAGAUAUUUAAAGAUUUGGCCAUGAUGGUCCAUGACCAAGGUGAUCUGAUUGAUAGCAUAGAAGCCAAUGUAGAAAGCUCAGAAGUGCAUGUGGAAAGAGCCACUGACCAAUUACAGCAAGCUGCUUACUAUCAGGUAAAAGCUGGUGUCCAACAAAGUCCCUCUGGGCUGCAGACUUCAUGGGCCAUCAGGGAACACUGAAAACAGGUUUAACUUCUUGCUUGGACUUAAGCUGGAGACAAGGAAUCAUAAUUUACAGCCCUAGUUAUACUUUUUAGUAUUUCUCUUUGUA
Dipodomys ordii (Ord's kangaroo rat) is the source of this 1014-nucleotide messenger RNA. It is a transcript of the gene Stx12, whose product is annotated as syntaxin 12. The record is from RefSeq and is a predicted model, not a curated record. Gene Ontology annotation, molecular function: SNAP receptor activity; SNARE binding. The coding region runs from base 126 to 923 and encodes 265 amino acids. The transcript has 8 exons. NCBI's taxonomy places the organism in Eukaryota, Metazoa, Chordata, Mammalia, Rodentia, Heteromyidae. Gene Ontology annotation, biological process: intracellular protein transport; vesicle fusion; vesicle-mediated transport. Gene Ontology annotation, cellular component: synaptic vesicle membrane; SNARE complex; endomembrane system.